Rhipicephalus microplus (southern cattle tick) is the source of this 2944-nucleotide messenger RNA. RefSeq lists its product as uncharacterized. Gene Ontology annotation, cellular component: kinetochore; Ndc80 complex. NCBI's taxonomy places the organism in Eukaryota, Metazoa, Arthropoda, Arachnida, Ixodida, Ixodidae. The record is from RefSeq and is a predicted model, not a curated record.
UCACCAUGAGCAAGGCUAGUGAUGAUGGCCUUGAAGGCGCUUCUGGAGCAGUGCUUCAGCGUCCGUGUCACUCGUCAGGAGUUGGAGGCCCCAACGACAGCUGUGGUGAUCCGUGUACUUCACGGAGCCUUUAGCAUCUUCGGCUUGAAUGAAGUGGCCCUGGAAGUGCCUCGCUCGCUACUGCCCAGUGAGGCCAUGCACAUUGAGGGCUCGAUACCUAUAGGCCACUACUUGAAGCUGAUGCAAGUUGUUCUUGGAAUUGUGGGCGUUAACGAUGUGGGCCUGCAGGACCUGACCAAUCCAAAGCCGCGACGCACUCGUCGGCUUUUGAAGAUUCUCGUCAACAAAUUGCUCCAGGCAACUGCAGUCUUCAGCAAGUACACGAGGCCAACCGGAUGGCAACUCUCCUUCACUGACGUCGGUGAACAGGACGAGGCAGUCGCUAGUGAGCUUUCGGCCUGUAAGAAGACACUGGCUGCCUACGCCGAGGAGAAGGCGGUCAUUGUGUCGGACUACCAACAGCUCAAGACGACCCUGUGCGACUCCGCUGAGGCAGUAGAGAAGGCAAAGUUGCAGAUUAUGGAACUCAAGGAAGCUCUGGAAGAGAAGCGUGCCGCAGUUUGCAGGGAUCCAGCUUCUUGGAAGGAAAAUAUUUCGGCGGAUGUGGAAACUCUGGCUACCUUAGAAUCCGAAAUUGAGAAGCUGCGUUCUAUUGUGUCGACUGUGAAUGAAAAGGUCAGCCUGUCUCCUCGCAUAAGUGAGGAGUAUAGUAAAUCUUUGGAAAGCUUGGCUGGGAUGGAAGAACACGCUGCAGAGGUGGAGAUGUUGCAGCAGACCAAAACGGCCCAGGAGAAAAAGCGGAUUGAACUUGAGCAAGCAUACUACGCAUUGCAAAAGAAAGUGGAGCUCGCUUCGGAGGAGCUGAAGCGUCUCGAAGAGAAGCAGCCAUUAGACGCUGGUCUUCAAUCCCGUGAGGAGCGCAACAAUAAUGCUCGACAGACGCUGCAACAGCUCCAGACAACUAUGAAGCAAACAAAAACCAGUGCCAUUGCUAAGUUGUCCGAAAUGAACACAAAAAUUCCAAGCACACAGGAUGAAAUUGACAUGCAUGAAAGGGCAAUGGAGCAACAUGUUGCAAGAAACCAGCAAGUUUUGGAUGCAAUAUUGCAUAUUAUGGAGGCUGUUGCGGAAAGCUUUGGAAGAAUUUGCAGUGAAGACAGUCUUGCGCAGCCGUGCAGUGUAGAUGAAGCAUCACAGUCGAGCAGUGAGGACAGAAGACCCAGUGACGAAUAAGAAAUAGCUACUUUGCUGUGCAGUCUCUUUAUAUUUAUUACAAUUUUAAAACUAUUUUAUAAAUAAUUCACGUCCUUUAUUCUUGUACUUGCUUGGAAAUAUAUUCCUCGGUUGUACUUGAAUGAGUUCAGUAUUUUAUCUUGAAGCGUACUGCUGCCUGCUGUACUCUUCUUUUCAUUCAUUCUUGUGCUGCUCAUAUUUCACAUUGGGAGUGAAUUGUUUAAUAAGGCCAACAUCAAAACUUCAGAUUGCAAAAGUAAGCCUACUACAGCAGGCUCUACGCAAUGUUUUGCAAUAAAAGGGCCCUGAACCUCACCUUGAAGAAAGCCUAGCAAAGUUGCAGUGAAGAUGGAGCGCCACAGUUGAGCAGCAAGGAUGAUGGACCAGUGGUGAAAGAAAUAUGGCUGCUUGACUGUGCAGUUUCUUCGGGUUUAUUACGAUUUUAUAUACCUAUUCUGUUGCUGUUUCAUGUCUUUUAUCCAUGAUGUACUUUCGCUUACCCGUUUCAAAUGCCACCUAUGAAGAACUGUCUGUAAAUGUGUCAAAUCACUGCAAUGUUACUUCAAGACCCUCAAUAUUUUGUUGCAAAAAGAAUAAUGAGAUAAUUGUAAAAUAUAUAGAAGAAAGGAAAAGAACUGCAACCACCACUUGUAGCAUGAAGCCGCAAUAAAUCCCUAUGAAUUUCUCUGAAAGAAAAACCUCUUAGUUGCUCAAAAAUUCGUCCUGGUUCAGGGUUCGAGCCUGGGACCAAUGCAUUUCUUACGUGGUCGCUCUACCAAUUGUGCUAACUGGGAAGCUAGCAAUUGGCAGCGCGAGGUUGAAUUCAUUGACAACUCGAAGUGCACGGACACAAGCAAUGCAAAUUAGUUCUGGGGAAACUGACAAAGUGGUGGAAGUGUUAAGAAAGCAAAGAAGAUGACCACCUGUUAUAACACGAAGCCACAAGGAAAUGCGUACAGAUUUCUCGGAAAGAAAAGCCUUUGGGUUGCCUAAAAAACUGUUUGUCUGCCUUCUUUAUGUUUUUUCACCCAUCCGCCACCUUGCGGCUUUUCGCAAAACUCAUUUGCAAUGCUUGUGGCCAUGCGCUUUGAGUCAUAAAUGAAUUCGCCCUCGAGCUGCCAAUUGCUAGCUUCAUGGUUAGCUAAAUUGGUAGAGCAACCGCCGUGGAAAGGUGUUGGUCCCAGGUUUGUACUCCGGACCAGUACAAAUUUUCUUGUGGCUUCUUGCUACAACGGGUAGUUGUCUUUUUCCCCUUUCUUAGCCCUUGCGCAACCUUGUGGAUUUCCGCAGAACUUAUUUGCAUUGUUGAAUGUAUGUGUGUUAGAAUAACUCGUAUAAUCAAGUUGUAACUAUAUAUCUCUUUAUUCUAAAGUCAUUGAUGCUUACUUUUGGCAUAAAUAAAAUCAAAUCUCAAGCUAGAGAUAUAGUGCAAAUUCAAUUUUCGUUAUAUCGGUAUUUAGCAAAGAAACAUUUUGCUCUUCACAUUGUUUUCAGGAAGCGGCACGUCGCUUGACUCGUCGAAUGUGGUAUUGUCUUCAUAAAAGUGAUCAUUUGUAUCUGUACACUGCAAAAUAAGUUAAAUGAAGACAAAUUUAUAUGUAAGAGGUUAAAUUCAUUCAAAGUACAAUAAACCUUGUCCUUUCUUAGCCUC